UUUGACGUUCCUGAAUGUGCUGUCAAAUGCUGAAGUGCUGAACUGAAAGCAAGCAGAAGACCAACGUGUUUGUUAUGAUGUUUUAAGGUUGCGUGUCAGGUUGGACUCGAUGCAUGACAUUUGCAUGACACCUAACAACAUAGUUCUGGAUGUAUCACUGAGCAAACAUGGCCUACACAGCAAAUGCUAAUGACAGUGCUACAGAAAAAGAGGAAGCUGUUAUAAAUGGAGAAGAUGAGAAAGAACAGAAAGAUCCCUAUUUUGUGGAAACGCCUUACGGCUACCAGCUAGACUUGGAUUUUCUGAAGUACGUGGACGACAUACAAAAGGGGAAUACCAUUAAGAAAUUAAACAUACAGAAGAAGAAGAAAACGAUACCGGCCCCUGCAGGCACCAAGAACCCUGCUGGGCAGUACGGUGGCUGGACCUCCACCGAGUCCCUCUCCUCAUCCAACAGUGAUGAGAACAAGCAGUCGUGCGUGGCCUCAAGGAGUCAAGUAGCCCCAUCCGUCGCAGUACGGCCAUCCAUUUCCUUCGAAGCAUCUUCUUCCUACCUAAAUAUCCCCGAGAGCAAGCAGCUUCCUCCUCCCUCCCCCCAGCUUCCCCGGCACAACCUCCAUGUGACAAAAACACUCAUGGAAACACGGAGGCGUCUAGAGCAGGAGAGAAUGAUGCAGGUCACACCAGGAGAGGUCCGCCGGCCGCGGCUCUCCAGCUUUGGGGGCAUGGGCUCGACGAGCUCGCUCCCCUCGUUCGUGGGGUCCAGUGGGUACAGUCACAUGUCCCAGCAGCUUCAAAAUGGGUAUCAAGGUAAUGGAGACUACGGGGGCUGCUUUGGCUCCUCGCUGGGCGGCUCCAUCCGCCACAGCCCGAUGAGCUCGGGAAUAUCCACGCCGGUGACCAACGUGAGCCCCGUGCAUCUGCAGCACAUCCGUGAGCAAAUGGCGAUUGCCCUGAAGCGUCUCAAGGAGCUUGAAGAGCAAGUCAAGACCAUUCCUGUUCUCCAGGUCAAAAUUUCGGUGUUACAGGAGGAGAAGAGGCACAUGAUGGCGGAGCUCAAAAGCCAGAGGAAACCCAGUCAAAAUGAGGUGUUUGGUUUCAGAAAGCGGUCUUACAGCGCGGGCAAUGCGGAGCAGUGGGAGCACCUGUCUCAGGUCAGGCGAGGGGGGGAGCUGUAUAUUGAUUGCGAGGAGGACGUGGAGAGCAUGGAGCAGAGCUCUCAGAGGAUAGAGGAGUUCAGGCAGCUGACUGCUGAAAUGCAGGCACUGGAGAAAAAAAUCCAGGAUACCAACUAUGAAACUCCAGCAAAUCUUAGGGUGAACAGAGAGAGCCUCACGAAGGAGAGCAGGUCUAUUGCUGUAGGAGCUGAUGAAAACAUGAACGAUGUGGUCAUAUACAACAGGUCUUUGAGGCAAUACAGAGAAGUAGCGGUGGGAACAGAGAAAGAGACGAAGGAGUCUGGGGUUGGGGUAACAGAAGCCAUGCUUGGCUUGUCUACAGAGGUUGAGAAGGAGAUAGAGCUUCAGCAGCAGACCAUAGAAGCUCUUAAGGAGAAGAUCUAUAGACUAGAAGUUCAGUUAAAGGAAACUACGCAUGACAGGGAAAUGACCAAACUGAAGCAGGAGCUGCAGGCAGCAGGAAAUAGGAAAAAGGUGGAUAAAGCCUUGAUGGUUCAGCCGCUUGUCGUCAGCAGAAUGGUGGAGGCUGUGGUGCAAACAAGAGACCAGAUGGUGGGUGACCAUGUGGACGUUGCUGAUUCAUCGGUGGGGAACCAUCUCCAGGUGUGCAGCAUUGGCACCUCCUGCAGGCCCGUUGUGCAGAGUGCUGCCGUGGGCCCCGAGGUGCUCAUGAGUCGGUGGCUCGCGAAGGAGCGAGCCGAAGUGCGAGACCAGUGCACGGGCAUGUCCGUGCAGAUGUCCGACAAGAAGGUGGGUGCCAAGACGCCCGUCCGCGAGGCAGGCGUCAACACAGAGGAGCCCAUGGACGACACGAGCUCCUGCGAGGCACCGUCAGGGCGGUGCGUGGCGCGGCGACGCGGCAGACCAGCGCGGCGGUGGAGAUGCUAUGACAAGCAGACCAACACGGCGAGCGUGGAGACGCGGACCGUGGCGGUGGGAGACGGACGGGUGAAGGACGUGAACGCCUCGGCCAAGACCCGCUCGGUUGGGGUGGGAACAGUGCUUUCCAGUGUUCCAGGCUUUGAAAAGCCCUCUGCAGUAAAGACCAAAGACUGCGGCGUGGGGCAGAUAAGCAUCAACGAGAACUACCUGGUUGGCCUUAAGAUGAGAAGCAUUGCGUGCGGGCCCCCUCCGCUGUCUGCCGUGCCGGCUGGCACCCGGAGCAUUGGGGUUGGGGGUGAGGCAGUUGGUGAAUCUGUGGGCACCCUCUUGGAAAGGCCCCUGCCUCCGCCGGAGCUGAGGAUUGGCCUGGAUCACUACAUCGAGCGCGUGCAGAAGCUACUGCAGGAACAGCAGAUGCUGCUUGCAGAGAACUACAGCGAGUUGGCAGAAGCCUUUGGGGAGCCGCACUCCCAGAUCGGAUCCCUCAACUCGCAGCUUCUCAGCACGCUCACGUCCAUCAACUCCGUCAUGAAGUAUGCCAGCACGGAGGAGCUGCGGAGCCUGGAUCUGCAGAAGCAGGGCAUGGACAGAAGCACCGCGUCAGGUCCUACUCUGGAGUACAUCCCCCACGGACAACUCGCAAACACCCAUCUGGCUUCAAACCUGCAAGCCCUGAAGCUGGAGCAGGACGUGGGGACGGUGCAGGAAGAGAGGAAGGCGCCUCUGGGCGAAGCCGUCCGGGGACGAAAAUCCUUCUCCGCUCAGGACAAAACUCUGGCUCCGAUUAACCUUACAGAUGAUCAGCUGGCUUCUGGCCUCUAUGUAUGUACUAAUAAUGAAAAUACGCUGAAAUCUAUCAUGAAGAAAAGGGAUGGAAAAAAGGAUUUGAAUAAUGCAAAGAAGAACCUACAGUUUGUUGGCAUAAAUGGCGGGUUGGCUAACAAGGAAUCGCCGAGUGCUUUGAGGGGAAAAAGCCGGGGAACGGGCACAUCCGCAGGCUGCUUCAUGGUUGCCUCUCGGCUGCCCGACUGCGAGGCCGAGGAGGUGGAGAUCCGGGAGAGAUACGAGCUCAGCGAAAAGAUGCUGUCCGCCUGUCACCUGCUCAGAAACAACAUUGAUGACCCCAAGGCCUUGACCAACAAAGAUGUGAGAUUUUGUUUAAAUACCAUCCAGCAUGAGUGGUUUCGCAUCUCGAGUCAGAAGUCCGCUGUUCCUGAAAUGGUCGGAGACUACAUAACUGCCUUUGAAGAGAUUUCUCCUGCUGUCCUCAGACACAUAAUCAAUAUGGCAGAUGGCAAUGGAAACACAGCUCUUCAUUACAGCGUCUCACAUUCUAACUUCGAAAUUGUGAAGCUCCUUUUGGAUGCAAAUGUCUGUAACGUCAAUCACCAGAACAAGGCCGGCUAUACCCCGAUCAUGCUGGCUGCGCUUGCAGCUGUGGAGGCGGAGAAGGACAUGAGGAUAGUGGAAGAGCUCUUCAGCUGUGGGGAUGUGAAUGCCAAAGCCAGCCAGGCUGGCCAGACCGCUUUGAUGCUGGCCGUGAGUCACGGGCGGAUAGACAUGGUUAAAGCUUUGCUGGCCUGUGGUGCAGACGUCAAUAUCCAGGACGACGAGGGCUCCACGGCUCUGAUGUGUGCGAGUGAACACGGACACGUAGAAAUAGUCAAACUGCUGCUGGCUCAGCCUGGCUGUAACGGGACCCUGGAGGACAAUGAUGGCAGCACAGCACUUUCUAUAGCCCUGGAAGCUGGACAUAAGGACAUAGCAGUUCUUCUCUACGCCCAUGUCAACUUCUCCAAAACCCCAUCACCGGGCACUCCGAGGCUUAGCAGAAAGACAUCUCCUGGUCCUACCCACAGAACCACGUUUGAGUAGUAAUGCAUGAAUAUCUCUUAAGAUUCUUAAUGCCAUCUUUAAGCUGCUAAUUGUAACUGUUUAACUGAGACAGAUACUGAAUGUAAUUGUCUUGUGCCUGAACUCACCAGCAAAGUGAAAGCAGAGACCUAGUGCUAAAGAUAGAAAACUGUAAACUUGAAGCAAGCCUAUAGUUAAGUAGUAGAUGGCUGUAAGACCCGUAGCCAGAACUGUUCUUUUGCUCACUUACUCAUCUUUCCACACAUUGGCAUAAAUGCUGUUUUUCUUUGCUGUAUAUUGUCCUUUCCCACGUCAUAUACAGUUUAAGAACGUUAAGGCUAUCCGUGGAAGGGUCCCAGUGGCAUAUUUUAAGUCGUUCUAAAAUAUAUUUGUAUUUGCUAAGCCUAGACUUUAUCACAGUAACCUUCUUCAUAAAUUCCAUUCCAACAUGAUUUUGAUGUUUUUAAUUAUUUUGAAAUCCAGAAGUUGCAGUUGCUUAUAUAGUCAGCUCCGCGGAGCUUGAGCUGGUGGGUGGAUGGGUUAGGAAUAGAGAGCAGACCCUCUGCCAGGUCUGAAGUUCACGAAAGCUGUUGCUUAUUGGGGAUAUGUAUAACUUUUUUUUAUUAAAGAUAACAGUAUCUAUAAAAUUAACUCGCACAGUAUUUUCAACAUUUUAUAUUCUUUAAUAAUUAAAAACUACAUGAAGAAUUACAUGUCUCGUUACCAUAUUUUUAUUAACUGUGUCAGUCCAUAAGCUCCAUACAUGUUUAUUGGAGAACAAAAUUAGAGGUACCAGCUAUAUAUUCCCCUUGAGUGGAAUUGAGUGUAGUUCUCGGUGCAUAUUUAUGGAAUGCUAUUACCUUGUCACAUUCACUUUAGUCAUGUGUAUUUAAAUGUUUGAAGUGCCUUAGACUCUUGCCAUAUUUUCAGAAUAAAAUUUCAUUAUGCUGUUUUA
Molecule: messenger RNA, 4869 nt
Organism: Tinamus guttatus (white-throated tinamou)
Lineage: Eukaryota; Metazoa; Chordata; Aves; Tinamiformes; Tinamidae
Source: RefSeq, a predicted model, not a curated record